Molecule: messenger RNA, 770 nt
Organism: Punica granatum (pomegranate)
Lineage: Eukaryota; Viridiplantae; Streptophyta; Magnoliopsida; Myrtales; Lythraceae
Source: RefSeq, a predicted model, not a curated record
UUUAUGUUAGUCGGCCCGAAUAAUCCCGUACAGCCGCGUUUACCAUUUCUAUAUCCACACAUCCUUCCUCUCUAUUUGACUCUCUCUUGCUCUCCGCCGCCUCUCUCCGUCUUCCUCAUCACAUCACAACAUGCCUCGCCGGAGCUCCGGAGGACGACCUGCUCCUCGUGCAGCACCACGCCGUAGCCCUCCUCCUCAACCAGUGCAUCAUGCUCCUCCUCCAGCUCCUGCUCAGCCAAGUGGCGGCGGAUCUAUUCUUGGAGGCAUCGGUUCAACCAUAGCUCAGGGAAUGGCUUUUGGAACUGGAAGUGCUGUGGCCCAUCGCGCUGUAGAUGCUGUAGUGGGACCUCGCACCAUUCAGCAUGAGAGUGUGGUCACUGGCGCAGCCGCUGCUACCCCUGAAGCCGCCACCAACAGCACGGGUGGUGCUGAUGCUUGCGGCAUUCACUCCAAGGCCUUCCAGGACUGCUUGAACAACUUUGGGAGCGAGAUCAGCAGGUGCCAGUUCUACUUGGACAUGUUGACCGAGUGCAGGAAGAACACGGGCUCUAUGAGUGCCUAAGACUCUGCAACCUCGUCACAUUGUGGCCAUAGGAACCCUAUUGUCUUUAUUGGAAAUGUUAUGAGGGUGAUGCAGACCGCGUCGUCUUCUGCUAUUUCAUUUCCAUCAAUAAUAAUUCCGGACGGGACCUAUGUGAACUCGAUUUCUCUAUGAAAUUGGCUAUGGCACUUGGAUUCAAGGGUUGAUUUGCCUUUGAUCAAAACCACAA